This is a messenger RNA of Fusarium redolens, 840 nucleotides long. RefSeq names its product mediator complex, subunit Med18. Gene Ontology annotation, biological process: regulation of transcription by RNA polymerase II. The transcript has 2 exons. The coding region runs from base 1 to 840 and encodes 279 amino acids. The record is from RefSeq and is a predicted model, not a curated record. Gene Ontology annotation, molecular function: transcription coregulator activity. Gene Ontology annotation, cellular component: mediator complex. Lineage: Eukaryota; Fungi; Ascomycota; Sordariomycetes; Hypocreales; Nectriaceae.
AUGCACGAAAUCUUCCUUACAGCCCUCAUCGAGGACAAAGACUUUACCUCAGCAUGCGCAGUCCUAGGCGGUCUCACAAACAUGGACCCAUGGGAAUCAAUCCAGCGCGUCCUUUACUUCCAAGGUCCCCAGCGCCCCAUGGGUAUCUCUAACCAGAGCUCUAUAGAAAAGCCUAUCCGUAGUAAUACUGGGUUCCUUUGGAAAGAGCUUCAUCAGAACUUGACCCGACAAUCGUUCAUAUUGCAAACGCGAUAUGAUGUACUCAAAGAUCGCGACAUGGGAGUCAAUGCGCAGCCGAUGGAUCUUGAUGCGACGCAGGGUGUCUUAAGAUGGACGGAUUUUCCUGAUCCGCCGCGUGGACAGCCUUUACUUACGCAGCGGAAGAAGGUUGAGCUUUGGGAUCAGAAGAAGUUACCUUCCAUCAUGCGCGACAACAACCACAUAUUCAAGACGGAAACAAUUGAGGAAGUCUACCGCUUCUACAGAGAUGACAUCGAGUUCUGUCUUACACGCCACUACUUCCUCCAACCUCUAGAACACUAUACCCCCAUGGAAACAAAACAGCAACCAACCAUCCCAAUGGGUAGUCUACCGCCUUGGGAAUCUCUCACACCAGUGGAUCAGCAGAAGCGAUGGUUUCUCCAGGUCAAGGCACAUGUCGUCCAGGAUAACAAACCGGACGAGAUUCGCAAGGCCCAGGAUCAACUACUAGCUGUUCGAAGAGAACUCGAUGGAGUGUUUGAAUUCCGGGGGAUUGAUCGCAAAGUUCAUGAUACCAGGGUUAUGCAACAGAUGCAGGGGGUUCAGCAGUUGCCGCAAAAGGUUACGGUUGGGAAGUAG